AUGCCUCAAAACGAGUACAUUGAACGCUGGCAGAAGCAGCAUGGCAAACGCCUCGACCACGAUGAACGCGUUCGAAAAAGAGAGGCGAGAGAAGGUCAUGCCCAGUCCGAAAAGGCCCAGAAUCUUCGAGGAUUACGGGCCAAAUUGCACCAGAAGAAACGGCAUGCCGAGAAGAUUCAGAUGAAGAAAGCCAUCAAGGCUCAAGAAGAACGAGAUGUCAAAUCCGCCGCACCCAGCGAACCAUCCUCGACUCCUCUACCCAGUUAUCUACUUGACCGAUCACAGGCCAACAAGGCAAAGGCACUUUCGAGCGCAAUUAAGAACAAAAGAGCAGAGAAGGCAGCAAAAUUUUCCGUACCCCUACCGAAGGUCAAGGGAAUAAGCGAGGAAGAAAUGUUCAAGGUUGUCAAGACCGGCAAGAAAACGGCCAAGAAAAGCUGGAAGAGAAUGAUUACACAACCCACAUUUGUCGGUCCUGAUUUCACCAGACGACCAGUCAAAUAUGAACGUUUCAUCAGACCCAUGGGUCUACGGUAUAAGAAAGCCAAUGUGACCCAUCCCGAGUUGGGCGUUACCGUUCAACUACCCAUUAUCAGCGUCAAGAAAAACCCUCAAAAUCCACUCUACACACAAUUGGGAGUGUUGACCAAAGGCACCGUUAUCGAAGUCAACGUUUCAGAACUAGGCCUUGUGACUACCGGUGGAAAAGUAGUCUGGGGUAAAUAUGCCCAAGUUACGAACGAUCCGAGCCGGGAUGGAUGUUUGAAUGCGGUCCUCUUAGUCUGA
This is a messenger RNA of Rhinocladiella mackenziei CBS 650.93, 786 nucleotides long. Its product is annotated as ribosome biogenesis protein NSA2. The transcript has a single exon. NCBI's taxonomy places the organism in Eukaryota, Fungi, Ascomycota, Eurotiomycetes, Chaetothyriales, Herpotrichiellaceae. Gene Ontology annotation, biological process: maturation of LSU-rRNA; maturation of 5.8S rRNA. The record is from RefSeq and is a predicted model, not a curated record. Gene Ontology annotation, cellular component: nucleolus; preribosome, large subunit precursor. Bases 1 to 786 code for a protein of 261 amino acids.